Trematosphaeria pertusa is the source of this 1356-nucleotide messenger RNA. RefSeq lists its product as uncharacterized. The record is from RefSeq and is a predicted model, not a curated record. The transcript has 7 exons. The coding region runs from base 1 to 1356 and encodes 451 amino acids. NCBI's taxonomy places the organism in Eukaryota, Fungi, Ascomycota, Dothideomycetes, Pleosporales, Trematosphaeriaceae.
AUGAGCGAAAGUGAGAAGGAUGUCACUGCAGUCCAGACGGAGGAUACUGUGCUAGUAGUAGAGAGAGUGGGCGCGGAAGAAUGGAUAACCCGAACCCUCAAUGCAUCCGACAUUAAGCAGAUGAGUACUUCCUUCCACUCAUUGCCUGAUGUUAACAAAAUGCACAAGAUCAACGAGCGGAAGAUAGAAAGGGCAGCAGCCAAGACGACUAUCAUAUUUCUAUCAACUAAGAUCGAUGAUGACAACACUGAGGACGAGAUCGCCAGCGCGGACAUGCGUGGCGCACUCUCAACGCUAUAUGGAGUUCCGGACACAUUCUGGAGUCAGGUCUCAUCUAGGAUACAAGGGUUUUUUGGCUGUGACGCGCGUUUCGACUCCUCAGAUCAUCUGAUACACCACCACUACCAAGGAACGUGGUAUCGAUAUAUGAUCAAGCAGCUGAAGCAAUGCGGCCUCAUCAAGGCACUGGAUCCGAAACAAUUCUGUUCAUCUGGCCAGUCCAUAAUGCUGUUUGCACCCAUCGAAGACCAGGUUCAGAAGAGAAUACGAGAAGCUUUGAUGGCCCGCGAUGUACCACACAAUCACUGGAAUCCUUACUGGAGCCAUCCCAUCGUGCUACACACGGUCAUCGAAAUCUGGGACGCAUCGGUCUGGGAUCUCCAGCCUUUAGUCAAGGAGGUGGAAGCUGCUCCUCUGCAGAUUGCAAAGCAAGUAUCGUCCCUGAAAGAAGAAGCUCCGGAAGUCGAUUUCCCAAAACUCCACGAGAUAAUGCGGUACGCGCUCCAUCACGCUGAAAAUCUGCAAGUGGCAGUGGACGCUGUCAAGAGCAUGAAAGAUCAUUAUAUAAACAUCAGCCAGAACAUUCAAUCGCCCGAUCGAAACCUUUCAGACAUGAAAAGAGGAACGCUAUACACCCUGGAAUAUCAGCUACAAAUCCUGUCGAACUUGCAGAUACGCGCGAUUGCAUACAAAGACAGAAUGAAUAACGAGAUCACGCUUUCCUUUAACAGCGUGAACCAGUAUGACACCCGUAUAUCUCUCGAGAUAGGGAGGUCACAGUUGAUCGAUAGUACGGCCCUGAGAACAAUUGCUUUCCUUACUUUGGCCUGUCUUCCUGCUACACUAGUCUGCUCUAUCUUUGGGGCGCCGUUCUUCAGUUUUUCACCGGGAAACGAGUCUAAAUCCGAACAAUUUGCUGUCUCCCAAAAGGCCUGGCUUUUGUGUGCCAUCGCGUUGCCUAUCACGGCGCUAGCGAUAAUCGGAUGGUACUACUUUCAGAAGUCGAGGUAUGGGCCCGGUAUCUACUCCAUGCAACACCACGAGUCUCUGUCUGCGUCGCCGACCUCAAUGGUAUAA